AUGGGCUCAUCGGUCGCUUCUGGCUCAGCAAAGUUGUCAGGGGUCGAGCAACUUCAUUCAUUCCUAAAGGCGAUCAAAGAGUCAAACGUCCACGAUUUGGACACUGCUCGUGUUUACAAUUCUGGAAGAAGCGAAGAGGAUCUCGGCAAGAUUCCAGAGGCCAAAGAUGAAUUCUCCAUCGCGACAAAGGCCCCAGGAUUCUCGCCAGGCUCACUAGCGUUCGACAACAUCAUCAAUAACUGUGCUGCUUCUCUUGCUGCUCUCAAGCAAGAACGAUUGGAUCUUUACUAUCUUCAUGGACCCGAUAGAUCAACACCGCUUGUAGAGUCCCUCCGCGCCAUCAACCAGCUAUUCCAGGAGGGAAAACUAGCUGCUUUUGGAAUCAGUAAUUACCACGCCACCGAAGUCGAAGAAAUCCUCCGUUUGUGCGCCAAGCAUGGUUUCGUCCGGCCAUCAAUUUAUCAAGGUGGCUACAAUCCUCUACUGAGAGCUGCCGACAAGGAAUUGUUCCCCCUCCUACGACGUCACAACAUCAGCUUCUACGCUUACAGUCCACUGGCAGGAGGUUUCUUCUCUCGACCGGUCGCAGAAUUGCGCAACCCCCCUUCAGGAAGCAGGAUGGAGCAAAUGCACGUCUUCUCUAUGAUGUACGUCAACGACUUGAGCUUGGCUAUGCACGAGCAAUUGAGUCAGGCGUGCAAGAAAGAAGGCCUGACUUUGAAAGAAGCUACUUUGGGAUGGAUGAUGCAUCAUUCAAUGUUGGGAGCAGACGACGGUAUCAUAAUCGGUGCCAGUACUCCUGAGCAGGUGCGGGAGAAUGUGAGGGCAUGUGGAGGCGGACCUUUGGCCUCGAGUAUGGUGGAACUGUUCGAGGAUAUUUGGAGGAGAUUUCAUGGGGCUGGGUACUCUCAGCACUACUCGAUCCCAUUGUAG
Aureobasidium pullulans EXF-150 is the source of this 933-nucleotide messenger RNA. RefSeq names its product Aldo/keto reductase. The record is from RefSeq and is a predicted model, not a curated record. The transcript has a single exon. The coding region runs from base 1 to 933 and encodes 310 amino acids. Lineage: Eukaryota; Fungi; Ascomycota; Dothideomycetes; Dothideales; Saccotheciaceae.